This is a messenger RNA of Aplysia californica (California sea hare), 1162 nucleotides long. Its product is annotated as dnaJ homolog subfamily C member 5. Gene Ontology annotation, biological process: regulation of neuromuscular synaptic transmission. The record is from RefSeq and is a predicted model, not a curated record. Gene Ontology annotation, cellular component: type Is terminal bouton. Lineage: Eukaryota; Metazoa; Mollusca; Gastropoda; Aplysiida; Aplysiidae.
GCUCUGGCCAUUUUCUGCGGCAUCAUCACGGGCUGCUACUGUUGCUGCUGCUGCUGCAUGUGCUGUAACUUCUGCUGCGGCCGCUGUCGACCCAUGCCCCCUGGAGAAGAAGGAAGCUACUGCAACCUCCACGAAGAGGGAAGCAACUCCCCGGAGGAGCCCAUCACCUCCCAGCCUAUCCCUAUGGGCGGCGGCUCCAAGCUGGAGGACGAGGAGGAAGAGGACGUGGACGAGAAGACCAACAUCAAGACCUCUGGCCAGCCCACGUACGGCGCAGACGUCGUCGCAGCCCCACCCCCGCCCUCGGCCGGCGGCGACGACACCAGCGCGGCUCUCACUGCCAGCAAGGAGUGAUGAUCCCAGACACAAGCCAGACUGCUCAACCCAAGAACACAGGGGGGGGGGGGAUCUUGUAAACGUGGUAGUGUUGUCGUUGUUAUUGUCGCUGUUGUUGCUGCCAGUGUCUGUUUUAUUCCAGGGGUGUGGGUGGUUGGUGGGUGCUCUGGUGUGAUCUGCUCCUUCUCUCCCCUAUCAAACGUCUAUUUUCCUUAUCUCCCCUCCUCCACCUUCUUUGUUGGUGUUUGUUUCUCUUCGACACUUAUAUGACCUUAUUGUGUUGCAAGUGCCGUAAAACUCUUACUUACUAAAACAAAACAAAUUCCAGGGGUGGUGAGAUGAGAGCGUUGCUGGCCCAACAGAAAGUGGGGUGGAUUCUGGACUGUCCAGAAAGUGGGGUGGAUUCUAGAGUGUCCAGAAAGUGGGCUUGAUUCUAGACUGUCCAGAAAGUGGGCUUGAUUCUAGACUGUCCAGAAAGUGGGGUGGAUUCUAGACUGUCCAGAAAGUGGGCUUGAUUCUAAACUGUCCAGAAAGUGGGCUUGAUUCUAAACUGUCCAGAAAGUGGGCUUGAUUCUAGACUGUCCAGAGGGUGGGGUGGAUUCUAGACUGUCCAGAAAGUGGGGUGGAUUCUAGACUGUCCAGAAAGUGGGGUGGAUUCUAGACUGUCCUGCGCCUAGCGCUGGAUGUUGUUGCGCUGUGAGGUAUGCGCUGUACAGCUGCUGUUUCUUCCUGUGAGCACGUCGGUGACACAGAUGUCACUGGGUUGCUGCUUUGGCUUUGGGAUUGUUGUAUUGGGGGGGGGGGGGGGGGGUUAUUUCAGGGGAAA